AAGUCCAAUAUUCACUCUCCUUUAAAGUCUGUUUUUGGUUUCUACCAACUCCUGAUGGGAAAUAUCUGGCUUUUUAGCUGCCAAAUUUUCCACUAUGAUCACCAGCUAGUCGUUAACUGUGUCCUUCUGUUACGUCCAUUUUUUGUGACUUAGAGAGGACAAUCAAGUAUUCACACAACUGCAAGAGGUUUCCUGUUGGAAAACCAUAAAUAAUGGUUAUGUGAUAUGACUAGACAAUCACAUUUUAUUGCACUGUUGUGUUUUACAAAUAGUAAAUUAUUAUACUGCCAAGAAAAAAACUGUUCAUUGAUAUUUUUGAAAGUGGAUUCAUUCACAUAUCUUUACUCUCAAAAAAUAUGAUCCCACUGUUCACAUUAUAUACAAGAUAACUCAAAGUUGGCUUGAAUGUGGGAAUGUUGAAAAGAAUAGGAUAAUUCUGGCAAAAUAAAAAUGUUUUAUAGCCCUUUGAAAUGCCUUUAACAAUGACACAGUGUAUUGAAGGGUCUUAUUAAGAGAAAUGAAAAGUACGCCACACAGUGGCUGAAUUAUAAUACACCCCCGGUGUUACAAGGAUUUGAUAUUCACUGAUCAGCCACAUCAUUAAAAGCAGUUACCACUUUUAAUAUAUUGGCUGAAUGGUGUAUACAGUAUAUACAGUAUAUAAAGUGUGGUCAAAAAGUCUGAGACUACUUUCCCAUUCAACUGUUGGACUUUGGACCCCACUGUAUAUACUGUAUAUACCAUUCAGCCAAAACAUUAAAACUUGCACGUGGUUUUAAUGUUGUUGCUGAUCGGUGUAUACAUCUUCAAAACACUUGAGACUUCUGACUGACCUUUUGUGUUUAAUUAAUUCUGGACUGUAAUUUAUCCAACUCAUAGAUUAAUGCAAAGCUGCAUAAUUAUUUGCAGUUUUUAAAACUUUUGAUUACUGUUAAUUACUAUUUAUAUGGCAUUAUAUAACCUUAAACUGUAUUUGCAGUACACAGAUAUGGGCUAGUGUCAGUAAUAAUAGUUUUUAUCAAGCAGAAGUUUGAGAUCUUCACAUAUUAAACACAUUCAAACCCAUUAAAACAAGUGUUAGAGAAACAUGGUUUGUAGGUUAAGGCUUUGUGAAAGCAGUGUUGUGCCUGAAACACAGGAUGUGAUCCCAUUGCCCCUAGUUGCAUGAAUGCAAUUGUUGUGGUAGUGCAGAGGAAGGAACUUAUCAGGAGUUUCCUUUAAAAGAGGAAAGUGCCCCUUUCCUUUCUGGAGAGGCAAACAUUUUUGGGCUGAACGAGGGACACAGGAGAUGAAAAAAUUGGAACAGUGCUGCACACUUUUGAUGUGUAAGUUAUUGGAUUACAUGUACAGUAGAUCUGCAAUGAUAGUCAUUCAUUUUAGAGAAUAAUUCCACUGUUUGAAUGCUGAGGAGUAACACUUAGAAUCAAUUUUUCAGAGGAGGAUGUCUGUGUCGGGGAAGAAGGAAUUUGACGUGAAGCAGAUCCUCAGGCUCCGCUGGCGCUGGUUCAGCCAUUCAUCCCAAGGUUCGGCUGGCGGUGGAGGUGGUGGCAGUGGCGGGGUAGGAGGCUACAUCCAACAGGAUGGCCUGGAUCACAGAGGGACGUCCACACAGGGUCGGCUGAAGAGUCACUCGCGGGAGAGAGGUGUUGGAGGACUACGGAAAACUAACAGCCCCGUCCACAGCAUCUUGGCACCAACGCCAGGGCCCACACCUGUCUAUGUCAGAGCUGGGACUCAAUCAUGGAACCAUCAACAGAACACCAUCCAAGGUCUCCAGGUCAAUGAGGAGACUUCAAAGAGCAGUUCCUCACCCAGUGCCACAAGGAAAGAAGAUGCCAACACUGGCCAGGAAGAUGUGAAGAGCAGCGGCACAGAAGAACCUGCAGAGGUUGAGGCCAGAGAGAGGUUGGCUUUGAGCACCUUCUCCAGAAUGAACACCAAUUCCUCAGAUGAGUUUUUCCAGGCCACAAAUCAUGCAGAACAGACUUUCCGUAAGAUGGAGACCUACCUCCAGCACAAGCAGCUGUGUGAUGUCCUCUUGAUAGCAGGGGAUCACAAGAUACCAGCUCACAGACUGGUCCUGAGUGCUGUGUCAGACUACUUUGCUGCCAUGUUCACCAGCGACGUGAGAGAGGCAAAGCAGGAAGAGAUCAAGAUGGAGGGAGUGGAUCCAGAGGCCCUCAGAUCCCUCGUUCAUUUUGCCUACACUGGUGUCCUUGAGCUGAAAGAGGAGACCAUUGAGAGUUUAUUGGCGGCAGCCUGCCUCCUCCAGCUUUCACAAGUCAUUCAGGUUUGCUGUAACUUUCUGAUGAAACAGCUUCAUCCCUCCAAUUGCCUGGGGAUACGCUCCUUUGCAGACGCCCAGGGCUGCAUGGACCUGCUCAAUGUGGCUCAUAACUACACCAUGGAACACUUCCUGGAGGUCAUUCAGAACCAGGAGUUCCUGCUGCUCCCCACGGCUGAGAUUGUUAAGCUGCUCUCCAGCGAUGACAUCAACGUUCCCGAUGAAGAAACCAUCUUCCAAGCUCUGAUGAUGUGGGUGCGGUAUGAUGUCCAGCAUCGACAGCAGGACCUCGGGGUGCUUCUCGCCUACAUCCGCCUGCCUCUUCUUCCUCCACAGCUCCUUGCAGAUCUGGAAAACAACAAGAUGUUCUCUGAUGAUCUGGAAUGCCAAAAGCUGCUGAUGGAGGCCAUGAAGUACCAUCUUCUGCCUGAACGCCGCCCCAUGUUUCAAAGCCCUAGAACCAAACCUAGAAAGUCCACUGUGGGUGCACUUUACGCUGUAGGAGGGAUGGAUGCCACCAAAGGCUCGACCACCAUAGAAAAGUAUGACCUGCGGACAAACACUUGGGUCCAGGUUGGAGUUAUGAAUGGACGUCGACUGCAGUUUGGCGUGGCGGUGAUAGACAACAAGCUGUAUGUGGUUGGAGGGAGAGAUGGACUCAAGACGUCCAACAUGGUGGAGUCCUACAAUCCAAUCAAUAAAGUGUGGUCCACCAUGCCCCCCAUGUCCACGCACAGACAUGGACUUGGUAUUGCUGUGCUGGAGGGCCCCAUGUAUGCUGUAGGAGGCCAUGAUGGCUGGAGCUAUCUCAACACAGUGGAGCGCUGGGACCCGCAGGCCAGGCAGUGGAACUACGUGGCCAGUAUGUCGACACCACGGAGCACCAUGGGAGUCACAGCACUCAAUGGAAAACUGUUUGCGGUAGGUGGCCGGGACGGCAGCUCGUGUCUGAGGUCGAUGGAGUGCUUCGAUCCACACACCAACAAGUGGAGCAUGUGUGCUCCCAUGGCCAAGAGGCGAGGAGGAGUGGGUGUGGCGACAUACAACAACUUCCUGUAUGCCGUAGGCGGACACGACGCCCCUGCCUCCAACCACUGUUCUAGACUCUCCGACUGUGUCGAGAGGUACGACCCAAAGACGGACAUGUGGACCACUGUGUCCUCCCUCAGUGUUCCCCGGGACGCAGUGGGUGUGUGCCUGCUUGGUGACAGGCUGUAUGCUGUGGGUGGAUAUGAUGGCCAGACAUAUCUGAACACUGUUGAGUCCUACGAUGCACAGAACAAUGAGUGGACUGAGGAGGUCCCUCUCAACAUUGGCAGGGCAGGCGCCUGUGUGGUGGUGGUGAAAUUGCCUUGAGUGUUUUUCUCAUGACAGCAGGGGAAGCAAAUGAGGGAGCUGCAAAGAAAACUGGACAAACAAAACACCAGAUCAAGGACACAUCCUCCGAGAGUCAUGUUUUUUUUUUUUUUUUCUUUAACUCGGCUUUCCAGAUUUUUCAGAGGGAAACACAGACAGAGCCUUGCCUGUAAAUCAUUGUUUCUAUCAUUAGUGGACAUGUCUGUCCACUGGGGAAGACUUGUUCAGAAACUGGAAUGCACUGCACAUUCUCCACAUUCUCAACCGAUCAAGAAUCUUC
Xiphias gladius (swordfish) is the source of this 3920-nucleotide messenger RNA. It is a transcript of the gene klhl4, whose product is annotated as kelch-like family member 4. The record is from RefSeq and is a predicted model, not a curated record. Gene Ontology annotation, molecular function: protein binding. Lineage: Eukaryota; Metazoa; Chordata; Actinopteri; Istiophoriformes; Xiphiidae. The transcript is spliced from 12 exons. The coding region runs from base 1442 to 3640 and encodes 732 amino acids.